AUGGUAUCGGAUAAUGCAGAAAGUAUUUCAACGCCCACUGUGAAUCCAUCCACUAACGAGGAGCUGGCAGAAGAGUGCCGCGAUGAGGCCCUUCAGUCUAUGAGGUCUCUGCGGUAUUGGCAGAGGGGCUCGGGGGCAUACAAUAGCCAGAUAAGGAAGAUUGUACGACUACUACAUCGUGCAGAGCGACAGAGGAGUGACUGGACACCACGAUUAGCUACACAUCAUAUACUAGUAUGGCUGACAGCUCAACUGGAAGUGGCUGAUUCGGUGAGGAGUGAUGUCCGCACAGAGUUGGAUCGAUACUCGGCGCAAUACACCGGUGGCCCUACUGCACAGAGGGCUGCUGCUCACACUGCGAUGGAGCGUACCAUUCGAGUAGCUCGGCAGGGGUAUGAACACCUCUCGAGCUUCUGCUGCGAAACUUACCCUCGAGCGGUUGCGCGGAUAAUACCUGCUAGCUUUAUGCAGCGAUUCAUCAGUCCUGACUAUUGGAUCUGGAUAUGCUGGGCAUGGACAGCGGUACUAUUAACACUCCUACUACGACUAGCCGUUGGUCACCCAUUGCUUUUCUAUUCAUCCUCUUCUGCAUACCAACGACCGUACUCGUCACCAACAGCCCACCGGCCUACGGGCUCUCGUACCACACCAUCUCCAACUCGAAUGAGUUAUACUCCUAGUAGCUUCGUCAUGCUCGGUCCGUUUGUCCUCUUCGGCGACAACCCUAUGGCUUCUGGAUACGACUUUUUCGUCCAUCUACUACUAUUCUUGGGGCCAUUCCUCCUCCUGCGCUACUUAAACAGAAGGCUUCAGUUUCGGCAGUGAUACCAUACA
This is a messenger RNA of Perkinsus marinus ATCC 50983, 834 nucleotides long. RefSeq lists its product as hypothetical. The record is from RefSeq and is a predicted model, not a curated record. The coding region runs from base 1 to 825 and encodes 274 amino acids. The transcript is spliced from 7 exons. NCBI's taxonomy places the organism in Eukaryota, Perkinsozoa, Perkinsida, Perkinsidae.